AUGAGUGAGGAUAUCAUAAGUUGGACUAAUUAGGGGACUGCAUUUAUAGUAUAUAAUUAAGAUUUGUUGGAAAAAAAUGUUUUAUAAAAUUAUUUUAAACAUAGUAAUUAUUCUAGUUUUGUCAGAUAACUAAAUCUCUAUAAUUUUAAAAAGGUUAAGUCUAAUGAAGGAUUCAUUUUUAGGAAUAAUUUUUUUAGAAAAGGAACUAAAUCGAUGCUAUAAUUAAUCAAAAAGAGAAACUAAGAAGAUUCAGCAAUUCAAUUUGCAGUCUAAGGAGAGCAUGCAUCUCGCUAAAAAUAGGAAUAAAAUCUAUUUAAAGAAUGUGCUAUAGAUAUAAAAUAAACUAAUACUAAUUUAAAGGAAGAUAUGAAAUUGUUACAAGAAACAUCAUCGUGUCUUAUAGAUUAAAUGUAAAAUUUAAAUUAUGUUAUUUAUAAUUAAAAUGUAGAUAUUGAAUUAAAAUUUAAGUAGGUCGGGCAGAUGUUAUAAGCUAUUAAUGAAGAGUUAAAAUCUGAGAAAUAAAGUGAUUCAUAGACUCUAAACUAGUCAUUGGUGAGGAAGGAAGAUUGCUAUUAAGAUUCUAAGGUUGGUUCUCCUAAUCCAUAUGUUGAUUAUAACAGUACAGCUUUGAACCCUUUGGAUUACGAAUGUUUUCUUGACUCGUUCUUCUGA
Molecule: messenger RNA, 672 nt
Organism: Paramecium tetraurelia
Lineage: Eukaryota; Ciliophora; Oligohymenophorea; Peniculida; Parameciidae
Exons: 6
Biological process (GO): regulation of DNA-templated transcription
Molecular function (GO): DNA-binding transcription factor activity; sequence-specific DNA binding
Source: RefSeq, a predicted model, not a curated record